AUGAUUUCCGAUCACUUUUUCCUGGUCGCCACUAUUAUUCUGCUGAUGAGAAACGCGCUGAUUGUGACCAGCAGUCAGCAAGAGAAACGGCCAGAUGCGAAGAAGAUUUCUGAGGCGCCCGCGGAUCAUUUCACAGGUUUUUGCUCAUUUUCUUGAUCUAGACCAAAAACAAGUAAAACAUUUUCUAGUUAUUCAGAACCGAAAGCAUGGACGCGAGAAGCGAUCGUCAAAAUGUGGACAGAGCGAGAUCACAUGGGCUCAACGCCAAUCCACGUCAUCACUCCGCCGGGACUGCCCGCCGUCCGCUUCGUUUUCAAAAACGAAUCGGCGACGCGAACGCAAUCUCUGAAGCACAGAUACUCGUGGGCGCUCAUGAUGUGGGCUCUUCUGGAGCAGCACGUGCAGAACGGAACUCACGUUUUCGAGGCUUCUUCCGGGAAUACCGCUUGCUCGCUGGGAUACUUUUGCAAACUGAUCGGCGUUAAGUUCACUUCUAUUGUGAGUUUCAUGGAGUGAAUGGAUAAUUUCUGGAGUUCAAAGGUUUUGUGUCUUUACCAAUAGAAGUCCAAAGUUUUAGGCUGACAAAUCGUGUUAUUUUGAGGUGCCAGACACAAUUGAAACCGUUAAAGUGCGUCGAAUCGAGGAGCAGGGCGGUUCUGUCGUGAGAGUUCCGAUAUCCGAUCGGCUCAUUCGAGCGGAGCAACUCGCCCGCGAAUCCGGAGGAUUCUUUAUGAAUCAAUUCAAAAAUGCGUUCUACGCAGAAGAGUUUCAUGAAAGUUAGACGCCCCAUUCAUCUUCAGUAGAUGUUAAAGGUUUUCAGGCGGAAAUUCCGAAAAACAGUCGGUGAAUAUAAUGCACGAAGUUGUACAGCAACUCACGGGAACACCACCCCACUACUUUGUUCAUUCGGCGGGAACAGGCGGUACACUUUCUUCGAUCGGACGAUACGCGAAAAAAUACGGACUUUCCACACAAAUAGUACUGGCUGACACUGAAUUCUCAGUUUAUUACGAUUAUGUGGUCAAUGGAUCGUAAGCUUUGACAACUUUUGGUGAAUUUUAUGAACUAAUUCAGGUUUGUGUCAGAGUCCGGAGCUUCUCAAUGGAUUGCUCCAGGGAUGGCGGGAAUCGGGUAUGGAACAAUGGGCCCCGCAAAGAUCGCAGAGACUACUAGGUAAAGCAUUCUGUCCGGUUCCGCGGAAAUGUAAUAACUUUCUUCAAGCUUGGAUCCGGCCGUCAUAGAUCGGGCCCUUAAAAUCCCCGACCUGGCGAGCACAGCGGCGAUGCAAGUGGCCAGAGACAUCGGAAUCGACGGAGGAACGAGCACGGCUGUCAACUUCCUUUCGGCCCUUCACAUUGCAUCAAGUCUUCCGACAUCUCCAAAGUCUCCAACACAACCAGUGGUAAUUGCCACGAUUCUGGCAGACUCUGGAAAGUUCUACGAGUCAACGUACCUGAAUCGCAGCUGGAUUGAAGAAAAGUUUCGGUUUCAUGGAGGGUUGAAGGUUGCGGAAAUUGAUAAACUUUUCAAAGAAAUCUUUAUUGAGUUUCAGGUAUACUACUGCUGGAUUCGGGUGAUUCGACGGGCCUAUUUCACUGGAAACGAUCCGUUGGAACAGGGAAGGAUAUUGUGCUCUAAUGUAUAA
This is a messenger RNA of Caenorhabditis sp. 36 PRJEB53466, 1645 nucleotides long. NCBI's taxonomy places the organism in Eukaryota, Metazoa, Nematoda, Chromadorea, Rhabditida, Rhabditidae. The record is from the annotation of a GenBank genome assembly.